UUUUAUAUUCUCUCAAAAAUGUCUCCACCCGCCAUCCAAGGCCAACCAAAAAUUCGGCAUGAUGAACAGACAAACUCCGUCUUCCUUGAAGUUUCUGUCCUCGGAGCUGAAGCAACUAAAACCAAAUGGUAUUUGGAAGAAAAAGAAAUAGCUUCAGGUACUGGUGCCUACAGAAUGAGCACUCAGGAACAAGAAGGAGGCAAAAAACUGAUUAUUUGCGAGAUUAAAAAUUAUGACAAAAGCAUGCAAGGAACUUAUAAAGCUGUAUUUUUCAGUCCUGAUGGCAAAGAAAAUUAUGCAACAUUUACAGUCAAAUCUGGAAAUGCUCCUGAAUUUUAUGAAAAGCCAAAAAUUACACAAAAAGAUGGUGGAAAAGUUAUUCAAAUAAAGAUUCGAGUCAAGUCACAUAUUGAAAUGAAAGCUGAAUGGUUCAAGGCAAGUUGUAUAUUUAUAAUUAGAGACCGCCAAAUGCUUCAUGAUGAAAGCCCACUCAAAACCGAUAACAGAAUUAAAUUAUCAACAGAAAAGGACAGUAGUGAACCAGAUGGGACAAUUUUGUUGUUGGAAAUAAAUGAUCCAACAAAAGAAGAUCAAGCAAAGUACAAAUGUGUUGUGAAAAAUGGUGAAGGACGUAAUGAACAAUCGUUGAAUUUAGUUUUUGAUUAA
This is a messenger RNA of Meloidogyne enterolobii, 666 nucleotides long. NCBI's taxonomy places the organism in Eukaryota, Metazoa, Nematoda, Chromadorea, Rhabditida, Meloidogynidae. The record is from the annotation of a GenBank genome assembly.